AUGAAUUCAGGUUUUGUUAAAAAUUCAGAUGGUUGUUGGGUUGCUCCAUUGCCCUUCCGUGAGCAUCGGCCAAUAUUAGAAAACAACAAACAAGUAGCUUUGAAGAGAGCAAAAUCUUUCGAUUACAGCUUGAAAAUUAAUUCUACAAAACGAGAACAUGUCAUACAAUUCAUGCAGAAAAUCAUUGAAAAUGGUCAUGCUGAAAUAGCGCCACCAUUGGCUAUAUCGUCUGAAUGUUGGUACUUACCUAUGUUUGGGAUAUAUCACCCCAGAAAACCUGACAAUAUCCGAGUGGUAUUUGAUGCGUCCGCAGUGUGUAAUGGUCAUUCAUUAAAUAACGUUCUGUUAAAAGGACCAGACCUCACAAACAGCCUGUUAGGGAUUUUACUACGUUUUCGAAAAGAGGCUAUAGCAGUAACUGCUGACGUCGAACAAAUGUUCUAUAAUUUCAAAGUGAGUGAAGAGCAUCGUAAUUACCUUCGCUUCAUUUGGCAUUCUGAUAAUGACAUAGAAAAACCAUUGAUUGAUUACCGUAUGACUGUUCACGUAUUUGGCAACAGUCCCUCGCCGUCAGUGGCAACUCAUGGACUUCGCAAAUCUGCUGAGACUGCUGAUCAAGAUGUGAAGGAUUUUGUAAAUCGCAACUUUUACGUAGACGAUGGUCUGUUGUCGUGUCAAAAUGUUGAGACAGCUGUUGAUUUAGUUAAGAGAACUCAAAGUGCAUUGUCAAGUGGUGGUAAUCUGAGGUUACAUAAAAUAGCCUCAAAUAGCAAACAUUUGUUAAGCCAGUUUCCAGUUGAUGAUCUGGCUAAAAAUCUCAAAGAUCUGAAAUUUGAAAAUGACUGCUUACCUUUGCAAAGAAGCCUAGGUAUGGCUUGGGAUAUUAACAAUGACUGUUUUACCUUUCAAGUAGCGCAUGACAUCAAGCCAUUUAGCAAGCGUGGUGUAUUAUCAACGAUCAACUCACUGUUUGAUCCGAUUGGCUUCACAGCCCCUGUUUCAGUUCGUGGUAAACUUCUCUUACGUGAUAUGAUGACUUCACUAGGACACACUGAAUGGGAUGACCCAUUACCUGAUACUUACCUACAUCCAUGGAAGCAGUGGAUUAAUACGUUACCUGAUCUUGAACAAUGCUGUAUUCCGCGUAUGUAUAGUGACAUCUCAUAUGCAGAAGCUUCGAACAGAGAAGUUCAUAUCUUUUGUGAUGCUUCCAAAGAGGCAAUAGGUGCAGUGGCUUAUUUGAGAUUAAUUGACUCACACCAUGUAACAGUUAGUUUUUUAUUGGGAAAAGCUAAGGUUGCGCCUUCGCAUGGGAAUACUAUUCCUCGAUUAGAACUGUGCGCUUCUGUUCUUGCCGCAGAAUUAUCAGAUCUUGUCAAAGAGCAUCUAGGUAUAGAUCAAAGUGAAAUGUACUUUUACUCAGACAGCAAAAUAGUGUUAGGUUACUUGACAAAUGAGUCAAAGAGAUUUCAUGUAUACGUUGGAAACCGAGUGCGACGAAUUCGAGUCUCUUGUGAUCCAAAACGAUGGAGUCAUGUUUCAACUGAAAAUAAUCCAGCAGAUAUUGCAACACGUGGAAUUAACCCUGCAGAGUUAUCAAAUAGUUUAUGGAUAAAGGGACCAGCAUUUCUUUAUGACAUAUCCCUUGAAAAUUUAGAUAACGGUCCACAUCAGUUGGUUGAUGUUGAUAGUGACAAGGAGAUUCGCCCAGAGGUGCAAGUAGCUAAAACACAAACUGUAGCUCAAAAUAAUGUACAUAGAUUAGGGACACACAGAUUCUCAAAGUUUUCAGAAUGGAGAACUUAA
Molecule: messenger RNA, 1806 nt
Organism: Mytilus trossulus (common blue mussel)
Lineage: Eukaryota; Metazoa; Mollusca; Bivalvia; Mytilida; Mytilidae
Exons: 1
Coding region: 1-1806 (601 amino acids)
Source: RefSeq, a predicted model, not a curated record